ACUGUAAACCGAUUUACGCUAAACUCGGGGUUUUAUCUACGCUAAGUACUAGGGCUUAACUCCUCGCCCGCCGACAGCAUUGUGUUUGACUAAGUGAACAAAUAGAUAGAGUGAUAUAUAUUGACUUUCAUUGUGCAAUAUCUCAUCUACCGUUUGGAGCACCGGCCACUUUUUUUCCUUUCUUCCGCUGAAUUAAAGGGACCAAAGUAGAUGUGGCCAAACAGCCUUGCAGCUGGAUGCAACCCAGACAGCGAAUUAUCGUUUGCCGGCUUUGGAAGCACCUGCGGCGGAAGCACCUCAAGCAUGGCCUACUUAAAGUCGGCACCGUAUCCGGUUCCCGGACUCGGACUGCACGGCCUGCCCGGAGUCGAUUCCCUGCACACAACCAUGGCCGCAUACCCUGGAAGUAACCAAAGGAAGCAGAGGCGAGAAAGAACCACGUUUACCAGGGCACAAUUAGACGUUUUGGAAGCUCUCUUUGCGAAAACUCGAUAUCCGGACAUAUUCAUGAGGGAGGAGGUCGCCUUGAAGAUCAACUUGCCCGAGUCCAGAGUGCAGGUAUGGUUCAAAAAUCGUAGGGCGAAAUGUAGACAACAACAAAAGCAACACAACCAACAACAGAACGUGGAUAAAACAACGAGGAUCAAAUCGAAAACGCCUGCAGUCAUCACGAAGUCAUCACCAACUCCGGUUUCAAGCAAUAACAAUACCAGUACAAGUUCCUCCGCCAGUUCACCAACGGUACAUACGACGCCCCACCUUAGAGACAGCCCGAACUACGUGAAGCCUCAGCUACUCACCACCACGAGCAGCACCAGUCCCACAACGAUCGUGUCAACAACAUACAGCAACACGGCGAAUUCCAGCAUCUGGUCGCCGGCAUCCAUCGACAGCUUCUCUUUGGACCAGCACAGGACGUGGUGUGCGUCGACCCAAUCGUCGGUGUUAAACACCACCAACUCGACCACAAACUGCUACAACAAUUACCCGUACUACUCCAACAUGGACUACUUGAGUUCGUCAACCGUUGGUCACGGUCAGUUUGGGGAGAAUGGAAUUGAGUCGACUUGGAGUAAGUCCAGAGAUGAGUCUUGGUUUUAUAACUCGGGAUGGGAUAGGAAAUGAAACAGAAUUAAACUAGAUAAGGUUGAAACUGAAGACAAAACUCUUGCCUAAUGUAAUUUCAAAACUGCAUAUUUGUAUAUAUUGCUUAAUUACUAAACAAUGUUAUAAACGAACUUAUUUGUUCCUUAGUUAAAACUAUUAUAGUUAUUGUUGAUUAGGUUUUGUAAAACAACGAUGUUUUUAACAGUUUAUUUUGCAAAAAUGUGGAAUCAUUACGUGUAAAUAGAUAAAGUAGAGGUAUCAGCAUUUCAAUGACAAAAUUAUGUAUUAAUUUUUGGAAAAAUCUGUACCUGAAUUUCUCUCCUUAAAUUAUUAUAGAAAUCAUUCGUAAAAGUAGUUUGUAGCAAUAAAAUUAAAGUUUUAAAAUAUCAAAUAAUUUUGUCAGUGCGAUGUGUUUAGGUAAAUGUUCUGGUUUUGUAAGAAAUUAAAAUUGUUUCAUACAAAACUAACCCUGUUAGAUGUAUUUUUGAAAUAAAAAUCAUAUCAAGGAUGGUAAAUUAUGUAAAUAAUUGUCCAAAUGUGUAAAUUUAAAGUAGAAUAGUGUACAGUUUUGACCAAUACAAUAAAAAAUAUCGAAUUUAAAUUAUUGAAAAAGACAGAAAAUGCUAGUCAAAAUCUUUGUGCCAACGGGUUUUAUGAUAAUGUCAUCGAAGAUCUUUCAUAAUUUUAUAAGGACUCUGUACAUAUCUCUUAGGUUCAUUGAAAAUGAAUAGUCCAAGUUAUAUUAAAUUAUUUACGUCCUGGUCAUUUAAAAAAGUACUAAAAUUAUUUUAAAUGUUAAAUUUUUGAGCCAUGAAUACUUUUAUUUUUAUUAACUGAAACAUUGGACUAUUUAUUUUUGAAACAACGUUGCGUGAUCGUUAGAAUAUUAUGUUAAGGCCUAAAUAAAACAAAUAGAUUUAAUGUUUUAUGUAAACAAUUUAUUUGCUUUUGUAUACAUUCCAAAAAACAAAAAUAUAUAAAUUUACUGUACAAAUUAUAAUUCCUUUUAAAACUUGACAUUAUAUAACAAACAUUCUACAA
Molecule: messenger RNA, 2148 nt
Organism: Aethina tumida (small hive beetle)
Lineage: Eukaryota; Metazoa; Arthropoda; Insecta; Coleoptera; Nitidulidae
Gene: Otd-2
Product: homeobox protein OTX1
Exons: 8
Coding region: 211-1125 (304 amino acids)
Biological process (GO): regulation of transcription by RNA polymerase II
Cellular component (GO): nucleus
Molecular function (GO): DNA-binding transcription factor activity, RNA polymerase II-specific; RNA polymerase II cis-regulatory region sequence-specific DNA binding
Source: RefSeq, a predicted model, not a curated record